Molecule: messenger RNA, 6103 nt
Organism: Nanorana parkeri
Lineage: Eukaryota; Metazoa; Chordata; Amphibia; Anura; Dicroglossidae
Gene: TTC6
Product: tetratricopeptide repeat domain 6
Exons: 34
Coding region: 1-6066 (2021 amino acids)
Molecular function (GO): protein binding
Source: RefSeq, a predicted model, not a curated record
AUGCAGGCCAUGGGCAUCCACAUAAUGAAUCAGUCUGAAGUAGCAGUACCCUCAGACGGCAUCUCAUGGGGGUGGGGGCGACUUCCUCCCUGGCUGAGAGCUUUCAACAGGUUCCAACAAGCUGAUGCGUUUCAGAGGAAAUUCCCCCUCCUUCAGAGCUCUGAAGAAGGGGGAAUUUUCUACAAAGAGCGUCAGCUUCGGAAGGUAGAUGGAACCACAACAUGUGGAGAGGAAAGCAAAAAUCAAACACACCCAGAUGUGUUGGAUGCUGAAGGUUCAGCUGGAGCUAUACAAGAGAGUGGAAAUAUAAGGAACAGGCAGCAGGAGAGUAAGGAAGAUAUAGAAGAGAUGUCAGAUGGAAGGGGGCAUUUGCAUUUGAGACUCAAUUAUGCAGAAGAGUUGAGAAUCAAGAAAGAGCUGGAAAGAUUGCUUAAGCCUCCUCAGAGGACUGUCAAGCAGGACACGGUGGAAUUAAGGAGUAGCUCACCCCUGUCUCUAAUGCCGGGUCCUGCUUUAUCCCAAUUUAAACAGCUUUAUUCUACCUCACGUCCAAGAUCUAAGGUCACAGGCAGACUAGCUCAACCCACUUGCCAAUCUCCAUCAGCCUUUGAUCUGCUUCAAAACUCCAUGGCUGACAGUAUUGGAAAAGAAGAUCAGAAAGUUGGUGGAUUAGUAAAAAGUGCUGUGCCUUGGCCCAAAGAUGUCACACAAGAGUUAAAAGAAGAGAAAUGUCUGCAAAAUGGUCAUUCAUCAUUCAUCCAUGAACAUUUUGUGGAGACUGACUAUAGAGUACAGAGACCUGCAAUUGCAUCAGUGCUUGGGACCACCAAGCCUAUAUCAAUUUUCAAGCGACCAAAACCACCUGCAAAGAUCAGGUCUACCAUGUCUCAAAGUUCCCCUAAGCCACGCCCUUCUUUGAAGCCUACAGCUUUACAGAAGAAAGAGACACGAAUACAGAAGGCGGCUCAAGCUCCCUCCCGCAAGAUAAGGAAGGCUGUUGAUAAGAUAUCAAGUGAGGACAGUGAUGACAGUACUUCUUCCUCAAGCUCUGACUCGAAGGACAGUAAUGAGUCAGAAAAAAGAACAAGAUACACUAGCAAGAAAAAGAAAAACAUUUCAAAGAAAAUGAACACAUUGACUACACCAGACCAAGAAAAUGUUGAUGUUGGCAAUUUAACUGAUAGUGUACUUUUGCCAGAGCAACUCUCUAAAGCUACUUUUGUGACUGCUGUAUUUGAAAACCAUGAACGUGAUGGAAGCACUCAACAAACUGCAGAAGGAGUAAAUACCACAUACUUAAUUCCUCCAGUGAAGGCCACAGCUAGGUCGGUGGAUGAAAUAAUUGCAUCACUACGUUCUCCACAGACACAUACAGAGUCAGAUAUGAUGAUUAAACAGUUAAUGGAGAGUGUUUUGGGCCUUAACUAUAACAUCACAUUUGGGAAACCAGAAGAAGAGUGGAAUGUGACACAUGAGCCAGAGAUGCCACAAAUAGUCGUGGAAGAUCAGGAACGGUCACCUGGGGAAAAUCUAUCUUCACAACAGCGGAGCCUUGUGGAUCAAGAUGUCACAUUGACUGAUAGCAAACUGUCUGUAGAACUAUCUUUCACGGACAAAGACGAGGAAGAGACAGUUCAGCAAAUAUCUAUCUCGACCCAAGAGAAUCCUAUCACCCCAGUGCUGGAAGAGGAAAUUACAUAUGAAGAAGCUAAGCAAGUACUCAGAUCUGCUGCACAGGUCACCAUCUCGGACAUCAUUCAUGUAAAAGGGGAUGAUGCAGUGCCACUGACAAGACGGGAGACAGCCAAGACACACCCUCCUGUGGCUCUUCUUGCCACCUGGAAACCGAGAACUGAAUCUGCUGCACAUCAAACAAUCCAUCACCUCUGCACCGUGUCCCCCAGCCAUGUCCUACCAAGCAACUUGCAGCUGGCAUCAAGAGUGCAGCACACGGUGAACAGAAGAGGCCAUUGCACUGACCUCGGAGUCUUACCAGAUGAUUCAAAAGAAAGAAUGCGAACUUUGCAGGAUGGGACCCCAACGUUAACACUAUGGUCACAGGACCUGAGGGGUGGUGUUGUCACUCUGCCCCCUCAUAGUGCAGAGAGCUUGGAGGAGUGGCAGAGAAUUGCUGAAUAUUAUGUGGAAGGACCUCGUAUGGAGCUCACUGGAGAGCAGGCAUCCCUGUACCAUAAAACCCUGAAGAUGUUUUGGGCACCAGCUCCUCCAAAAUUCUCUGCCCCUCUGUCUCUAAUGCAGGAAACAUUGUUCUCCCAAUAUGAGAGUUGCUUAGAUGAACAAGAAGUCACUGAAGGAUUACUGUUGAUGAAGACUGACAGUGAAUCAUCAGACGAAGAGAAUAUGGACUCAGAAGACCUUGCAAAACUGAAAAAGAACUGUUUAUCUGAAAGCACUAACACCAUUGCUGAGAGAAAUAUAUGGGCUGUCAUUGCUGACCACCUUCUGAAAACACUAGUUACCCGGGUGUCACUGUGCUGGCUGCAGGAGAAGGAGCGGUGCUGGAGAGGUGAAGAAAUGGAGGAGCAGAACCCCAAACUUUUGUCAGGCAUCCCUGCACAGACAACCUUGCUUAUUGACCAGGAAAAAGAGUUAACUUCCACAGAGGUGGCGGCUGUUCCACAACUGACCUUAAAUCAUUUUAAGUGGAAGAAAUCAAAGAUGAAGAAAGGACACUUAGAUCAAAAGAAGCUGAAAAUGAUAUCAGAGGAGCUGAACCGACCACCACGAACCUUGAAAAGAUCUGUGUCAAUUGAAAGAAUGUCGAUUGGUUCAAGACCCACUCAGCAUCUGAGGAGCUCCAGUCUUCCUCACCAGUUAGAUUUUUCAUCCUUCAUAAAGACUCAGGGUGGUGCCCAGAAGGGCCAGGAUCUUCGAGAAUGGGUGAGAGGCAUUUGGAAUAACUGGUUUGAUGAAGUUCUUCCUCCAAGUCGGGCAUCUAUGAAAGAUGAAGCACAAUACUUCGAUAUAACUGGUCCUGUGAAUCAGCCUGAUCCUGAAAAGAAGGAGGAGACACCAUGGACCGCAGGCCUGGACUCAGUACCGCCUGUCUUUGUAGAGGACCCAGCAGCAUCUGUGCAAGAUGUGGCGAUAGAGAUUUCCUAUCUCACAAAUCUAAUAGAGAAACAAGAGAGACCAUCUUCAUUCCACUACUGUAGAAGAGGUGCCCUGCACAGAAAACUAGGGAAUCUACGUCUUGCCUUGCAAGAUUUAGAUAUGGUUAUAAAACAGGAGCCACAACUGCUGGAUGCAUAUUGGCAUAGACAUCUGAUUUUCUUGCUGCAAGGGAAGACAAAUGAAGCUCUUGAUGACCUAAACUUAAUUAUUAAAUAUAAUAAAACACAUGCAGAUGCCUACCUUUCCAAAGCUGAGAUAUACAAGCAGAAGAAGGACUACACUUUAGCUAUAGUCAACUAUACACAAGCUCUUAAGUGUCAGCCAACGAACGAUGACAUCUAUUUCCGGCGAGCACAAAUGUAUGAGGCUCAGGAUGAACUUAUUAUAGCCAUGGAUGAUUAUGCUCAGUGCUUUUCUAAAAAUCCCAGUCGGACGGAUGCUCUGAUGAAGCAUGGCUUGUACUAUUUUGAGAACGGCAACUGGAGUGCAGCAGUGCUGGACUUCACAGCUGUCAUCAAACAGGACUUUACUCAUGUGGAGGCAAGAACUUACCGUGGAAGAGCUUACACCAAGCUGUCCCGCUAUAAUGAGGCAGCAGAAGAAUUUUCAGCCGUCAUUCAUUUGGAUCCCAAGAACUGGAUGACUUUUUAUUACCGAGGAUGUUUGCUCCGCAAGUGCUAUCCACAAAACGCCCUGCAAGACUUUAGCAUCUCUGUGCUUCUUUUUGAUGAGUUUGAAAAUCUGAAUGCUUUUCUUCAGCGUGGUAUUCUAUACACAGACCUAGGACUGUGGUCUGAGGCUGCAUUUGACUUUGAACAUGUACUGGCUUUGGAUAGGACUGUGGCUGUGGCACAUGUGAAUCUAGGUCUGAUCUGUCUUUUGCAUCAAGGGCAAUUUUCCCAAGCGGUCCAUCACUUCUCUUCCGCUAUAAACAUUGAUCCUCUCUGUAUUAGAGCAUAUCUAUGCAGGGCACAAGCUUACAGACAGCAUAAAGAUUUGCGUAAUGCUUUAAAGGAUAUAACCCGUGCCAUCCAUCUGCGUCCAGACUCCCAAGAACCAUACAUAAUUCGGGGACAGUAUCUGUAUGAGAUGAAGAAAUAUGAUCUUGCCAGCUUCUGCAUUUACCAUGCAGCUGAGAUGACUCAAGGUUCCUCACCGGUUCAGCAAGCCUUGGUCCAGUCCUUCCGCAGGCAGUACAGCAAUGCAAUUGAAUAUUUGGUUUCUGCCAAUAAAGAGAAGCCAACUCCGGCACUGAUGAUCCUCUUAGGAAAAAUUCAAAUGAAGUCAAGGAAAAACAAGGAUGCCGCUAAAAGCUUCAGACAGGCUUUGGAAAUAAUGGGUCAUUCGGAUGAGAGGUCAUCCACUUCUGAUAGGGCAGAAAUCUUCUACCUGCUGGGUCUUUGCUACAUGGAGCAGUUCAAAUUCUUACAGGCACUCGAGGCUCUGACUAGUGCAGUGAAAGCCAGAUCAGGUUAUUGCGACGCUUAUUAUCAACGUGGAUUGUGUCGUAUGCAUCUGCAGCAAGCCAACUGCGUGCAAGAUUUCAACAGGGCUCUUGAAAUCAACCCAACACAUUUCCAGGCCUAUUUGUGCCGAGCAGCGUUCUAUGGAUUCAGAAAGAGAUACUCCAAAGCCAUCAUGAACUGCAAUGCUGCAAUUAAAGUCCAGCCACACAGUGUAAGAGUUUAUCUCUACAGAGGAGCAUUGAAGUACUACAUAAAGGCAUAUAAGCUAGCCAUUCUGGAUUUAACAAAAGCUGCAGAGUUGGAUCCAUGUUGUUCUCUUGUAUAUUACAACAGAGGAGUUUGUUACCAUCAGAUGAAGAUGUACGAGGAGGCUUUGAAAGACUAUGCUAUUGUACUUCUUCUGGGAGGAUGGAAAGAAGCUGAUGUUAAAGUUCUUGUUAAUCGUGGAUUGCUGUACCUUGAGCUUCAUGACUAUGCCAAUGCAUUGGAGGACUUCAAAGCCGUGGCUAUAAAAACUCCUGGAGACACAAAGAUCCAUGAAGUGAUAGGAGACUGCCAUCACAGACUUCAGCAGUACAAAGAGGCUGUGCAGGCUUUUAACCAGGUGCUGCAGUUAAACCAAUUGUCUCCAGAGGGAUACAUUGGCCGUGGCAACGCCUACAUGGAAUAUGGCCAUAAAGAGGGAUUCAGAUAUGCCCAGAUGGAUUUUGUGAAGGCCCUUCAUCUGAAUCCUAUGUGCAUUGCUGCUCGGAUUUGCCUGGGUUAUAAUUUGCAGGCACAGGGAUCCUAUCAGAAAGCCUGGAACCAGUUUACAAUAGCCUUGGAUAUCAAUCCACAGACCAUGCUGGGGUUUGAAGGCCGUGCUAUUGUCAACUUACAGAUGGGGGACACAUUUGCUGCUCUCCAAGACAUGAACGCUGCAAUAAAGCUUGGUGUAACAGCACAGCUGCUAACAAACCGAGGUGUUAUUCACCAGUUCAUGGGGAAGUUGCCUAACGCCAUGAGAGAUUAUCAAUCAGCAAUUACAGCCAAUCCAAAAUACCCUCUGGCAUACUUCAAUGCAGCCAAUAUGUAUCUCCACAAUCGUCAGUUCUCACAGGCGAAAGACUACUACUCUAGAGCCAUGGAGCUGGAUCCCAGCAAUGAAUCGGCCGCUCUGAACAGAGGCAUAACUAACAUGCUUUUACAAGAUGUACAAGGAGCUCUUCGAGACUUCCACAUGGUCAUUAAUCUGUGCCCAGUAUCCUCUGCUGCAUACUUCAAUCGUGCUAGCUUACAUAAUACGUUACAGCAGUAUGAAGAAGCUGAGAGUGACAUAUCUCAGGCUUUGAUUAUUCAGCCUGGAGAUCCAGUGAUGUACAAACUCCGUGCAGAUACCAGAGGAAAAAUGGGAAUGGCCAAAGAAGCCAUUGAGGAUUAUGAACAAGCAAUAUAUCUCCUUCAGCAAAGUGAUAAGGCUCAUUAGCGCUAGGAGACAUUCUUGUUCAUCUCAUCGACCUCAC